Messenger RNA from Trichomycterus rosablanca, 3295 nucleotides. Its product is annotated as TSC22 domain family protein 1-like. The transcript is spliced from 3 exons. The record is from RefSeq and is a predicted model, not a curated record. NCBI's taxonomy places the organism in Eukaryota, Metazoa, Chordata, Actinopteri, Siluriformes, Trichomycteridae. Gene Ontology annotation, cellular component: cytosol; nucleus. Gene Ontology annotation, biological process: regulation of transcription by RNA polymerase II; positive regulation of cell population proliferation; negative regulation of apoptotic process. Bases 431 to 2917 code for a protein of 828 amino acids.
ACACAAAUGUGUUUAGAAAGAUUUAAGUAGAUUUUGAAUAGUGCUUCAGAUUUUCACGUAGCUGUACCUAAGACUUGUCAAAUUCUUCAGCAGUGGCUAGCUCUGCCGAGCAUUGUAGCUAGCUGAAUGUAACGCAGUAGACUGUCUAACUCCUAGCUACUUUAUUAGAUGUUUGUUGAAUUUUACAAAACCAUUCUUGUUUUUAUUACUCACAGAUUGAUUUUAUUGUAGCUUUUACUGGGCUUUUAGGCCACCUGACACCGUGUGUUUGGUCUGUAAAUAUUUAAAUUGGGUUGAAGUGUUUGUUAGAUAGUUUGCUGCUAACGAAGUUAUUCCUAGGCUCUAGUUUGUGUACUUGCUCAGUCUUUAAAUAAAGCAGUGUUGCACAUGUCUUCUGCAAAUUAGUAAAGUUCCGAUUAAUUCGUAUGAAAUGCAUCACUCUGAAUCAACGGGGGAUUCUCCUGGGAUUAAAAAAAUGGCGCAUGCGUCUGUUUUUACCAGCCGUAGGGGUAGUAACACGGGAAGCAGUGGCAUGUCUUCCUCGUCAAACUCCGCCAGUAUGAACUGUAAUUCUAUUACUACCGAUGACCACCAGUCAUUAUUGCUAAUGCAACACACAUCAUCUACUGGAUCAUUUCCUGGUCUGCAUCAUCCUCCGAACAGCCUCAACGUACACACACAGUCUCAAUCUCUUCAAGGCUCUGGAACGCAGAUUAAAAAGAAAAGUGGCUUCCAGAUUACCAGUGUUUUACCAGCACACGUUAGUGCCAGCACCAACAACAGUAUAGCAGAUGAUACAGAGAGCUAUGACGAGAUGGAUGAGUCGCAUACAGAGGACCUGUCCUCCUCUGACAUCCUUGAUGUGUCUGUGUCACGGGCCACUGACACAGGAAUUCCUGAAAGAAGCUCCUCGGAGGAAACACUGAAUAGCCUUCAUGGAGGCAAAACUCCUGGAGUUGUAUCUCCUAAUGAGCCUGUAAAGCAUCAUGUGCAGACCAUUCAGCAAGAAUAUAUGGUGAAUGGGACUGUUCAUCUAAGCCACCAGCUUCAUGGACUCCAUAAGGACCAGGGGAUGCAUUCUUUGUCUGCUUCACAACCAGCUCAAGGAGUGCUAGUGUGCUCUCAAUCAGUAGGCAACGUUGUUACAGCCGCCGGUAGCCCUGUUAAAUGUGGUUCUGCUGUACAGGGUAGGACCCAAAGAGCUCCCUCAGUCCAAGGGGAAAUUGGAGCUACUGGACUUUUAAACCAGCUGUUAUCCUCAGUGUCAAGUUCUACAAGUGGAGCAGGAAAUCCAGAAUGUGUGGUUGUGACAUCUGCUAAUGGAGGAAAUCUGGUUGAGACAGGUAAUAUGAUAGAAGUUACAGCUACAAGUGCACAGCCUCCUCCAACAACUAACAGUACUCAUAGUCAGGUUUCCACAGUAUCGCGUUUUAGAGUGGUGAAGCUGGACUCCAGCACAGAACCCUUUAAGAAAGGACGGUGGCUGUGCACAGAGUAUUAUGAGAAAGAGGGUUCUUUUACCGCUCCAUUUACAGAUUCUGCAGCCCCCAACCAAGCUGUGGAGACCAUUAUUCAGUCCGAUAGUGAAACCACAAGUGGAAGUUCCUCUAGCAGCACAAUAAAUGGAGGAGGGGAUCAAGGAGCACAGCCAGUCCAGCAGACUUAUUCUCAGCCUGCGGUGCCUACUUACUCCAGUCUUUUCCAGACCACUCCUCAGAUUCACAUAAAUUCCCAGGAUCCAGUAAUUUGCACUGUUGUCCCAGCAACUGUAGUUCCCCCUAACAACCCACAAUUUGUUUCAGUCCCAGGUUUACUGGGAACUGAGGGACAGUCUCACCCUACCAGACCCCAACAGCAAAUUUCCUCUACAGUAGAAGGCCAAGCAGGUCAAAAAAAUGACUGCUCUAUAAAUCAGCAACUGUCUGGAAACCAGAGCUUGCAGCCUGUGGAUUAUGCCCAUAUUUCACAGGGCAUUCAAAUUACAGUUCAGUCUCAUCAGAUGCCACCAGUACAGGACAGUGUCACGUCUGGAGCAACUUCAGUAGCUGGGCUUCCACUUGGGACUCCUGCAGUGGCUGCGCCACAGGUUAUAUCUCCAAGGCCCCAGGUUCCAGCUCCACAGAUGAUGUUGACACAAGUAAGCACAGUAGGUCAGGCACAGCAAAAUCAACCACAUUUGCCCCCAGAACAGCAACAGGCUAUUGUGAGUCAGCCAUCCCAACAAUCCUCAAUAACUACAGUCUAUACUGUACCUAGUAUACCUUCUUCUCUCCAAAGCAACUUUCAGCCAGUCACUUCUCAAACCGUUCAGCUUGGAGGUCCAGUUGCAGGCCACUCUGGUGGAGUAGGCCUGACACUGCAUCAACAGGUAGGCCAGUCAUCCCAACUCCCUCCAGCAAGGGGUCUUUAUGCUGGGGUGGCAUCUCUGACUGCCUCUCAGCUUGAAGAUGCUGGUCGACUACUGUUCCAGCACCAGUCUCUACUUUCUUUGCCACGCCUGACUACAGGAGGAGUGUCUGGACUCAUUGGCUCAGUGGCAGGUGCCAAUCUUGGACAGGAGGGCAGUGCCAGUGUGGAUGCCAGUGCUUUUGCAGGCACAGAUGAGGAAAGCUCUUUGGGUUCCAGUGUGGUAGCCAUAGACAACAAAAUUGAGCAAGCCAUGGACUUGGUGAAAAGCCACCUGAUGUAUGCAGUGCGUGAGGAGGUGGAGGUGCUGAAGGAACAGAUAAAAGAGCUGAUAGAGAGAAACUCCCAGCUGGAGCAGGAGAACAACCUACUGAAGAACCUAGCUAGUCCUGAGCAGCUUGCCCAGUUCCAGACUCAGGUGCAAAGCACCUCUCCAACUUUAGGCACCCAGUCAGGUACUCUGGGAGCUCCGCCAGCCUCACAAACCCAAAACAUGAGUCCCCCUGUGUAAUUACCUCCUAAUAGAGAAACUUAUGGGGUUCCUGACUAACACAUACAUCAGAAUAUGACAAAAGCCUAAAUGAUACUGUGAAUGCACGCAUUCAGCAAGAAUAGAAAACAUGCCACAGUUACCCAAGUAAUUUUUUUUACAGGGACAUCUUUUUGUCUUCUGCACGUUGUCAUACAUGACGCUUCCUGAGAGUUAACCCUCAAGAGCUUUACAUGCCUUAGACAAUCAGUACUGAUAAAUAACUUCCAUGUGGACUCUAAUGAUAGCUCCAUAGCUGAUGGAUCGCACCCUUGCAUGCUCAAGGGACUAUUUUGUUUGUUGUUCCUGAAGUAUUGCACAAUGACAAUAAAGUUGAAUCUAAUCUAAUCUAAUUGUUAA